Messenger RNA from Girardinichthys multiradiatus, 965 nucleotides. It is a transcript of the gene dnajc5b, whose product is annotated as DnaJ (Hsp40) homolog, subfamily C, member 5 beta. Bases 143 to 736 code for a protein of 197 amino acids. The transcript is spliced from 5 exons. The record is from RefSeq and is a predicted model, not a curated record. Lineage: Eukaryota; Metazoa; Chordata; Actinopteri; Cyprinodontiformes; Goodeidae.
GUCUGUAGGUAGAUGCUUUCAGAUUGAAGAGAAACAAGUUGACAUCAGGAAGAAGAGCUGAUCAGAACAUUUAACACCAUGUGGAGCAGCAGAACCAGAACAAACCCAAAAAGACAGCAAGUCAUCAGGUGAUGGUAUCAGGAUGUCUGACGGGAAGCAGCGAAGUCUGUCCACCUCCGGAGAGUCUCUGUAUCAGAUCCUCGGCUUGGAGAAAGGCUGCAGCCAUGACGACAUCAAGAAGUCCUACAGGAAGCUUGCGCUGCGGUACCACCCGGAUAAGAACCCGGACAACCCGGAGGCAGCGGACAAGUUUAAGGAGCUGAACAACGCUCACUCUGUGCUGUCUGACCUCACCAAGAGGAACAUCUACGACGCAUAUGGCUCUCUGGGACUUUAUGUGGCCCAGCAGUUCGGAGAGGAGAAUGUCAACGCCUACUUCAUGCUGUCCACCUGGUGGGCCAAGGGGCUGUUUCUGCUCUGUGGGAUUCUGACUGGAUGUUACUGCGGCUGCUGCCUGUGCUGCUGCUGCAACUGCUGCUGCGGAAAACUUAAACCCACUGCCACAGGUGAGGGGGCGGAGCCAGAGUACGUCUCCCCUGACGACCUGGAGGAGGAAAUACGCAACAAUCCUGACAAUGAUGUUGAAACCCCAGUGGUCCACCAACCGAGCAGUGCCAGCGAGAAGACGCAACUGAUCGGCGACGGGCACCGGAGAUAUGGAGACACGUACACUUGAAGGAGUGAGCCGACAAGAAAUACAUCUGGCCAGAACAUCCAAAAGUUCUGGACCAAAAAAAUGAAAACACCCGAGACAUUCCAAACAAUAAACCACCUCAGACGUUCUGAACACAAAAACACCAGGGCCCGUAUUCCCAAAGAACCCUGAGACUAAUAGUAGCUCCUACUGACGUCAUUCUAAGAAAAAUCAGAGAAUUUGAGAAAUUCUCUGAUUUUUCUUAGAAUUU